GGCUGCUCUGCGCCAUGCUCGGCCACGGGACCUGAACCUGGCCGUUCCUAGGAAUAUAUACUUGUACUUGGGUACCACCGCCUCUUUCCAGGAACUCGACAACCCUUAUCGCCACCUGGUACAACUACAUGCGCUUGAACAUCCAUACCGGUGAGCACAUCACACAAUCAAGUUGACGAAACUGUGUCAUCUUGACCGGCCAUAUUUCAAGCGGGAUACUGCAUUGAUCUGAAUCGGAUUGUCGUACUGGUGGUUGAUCCUUUGCAUUUCUAAUCAUCUCCUGCAUCAUCAUCGUCUUCACUUUGCUAUGUCCUAGCGUCCUCUUUACAACUCUCUUCUUCCUGUUCUCCUCUCCUCAUUUCAAACCAUCACAAUGGCACCCAUUGCUAUAUCCCCCGAACGAGACGGGCAGUUGGACACGCUGGCAGAUCUAACUGCCAAGUUUGACGACACCCUCCGCUUCUACCUCAACGGAACCAAAGUCGUUCUCGACGAAAUUGACCCUGAGAUAACAGUCCUAGAGUACCUGAGAGGAAUUGGACUGACAGGAACCAAGCUUGGUUGCGGCGAAGGUGGAUGCGGUGCUUGCACCAUUGUUGUAAGCCAAUACAAUCCCACCACUAAGAAAAUCUACCACGCGAGUGUAAAUGCCUGCCUGGCGCCGCUUGUAAGUCUCGAUGGCAAACACGUCGUCACCAUUGAGGGUAUUGGCAACACCAAGAGUCCGCAUCCCACACAGGAACGAGUAGCAAAAUCUCAUGGGAGUCAAUGCGGGUUUUGCACGCCUGGGAUUGUCAUGAGCUUGUAUGCCUUGUUACGAAACAACUCGAACCCUACGCAGCAUGAGGUGGAAGAAGCCUUUGAUGGCAACCUGUGCCGUUGCACGGGGUAUAGGUCCAUCCUGGACGCAGCCAACACUUUCAGCGUCGAGAAUUCAUGCGGCAAGGCCAAAACCAAUGGUGGUGGUGGCGGCUGCUGUAUGGAGAAUGGGAAUGGCAAGCCUGAAGGAGGAUGCUGCAUGGACAAAAUGAACAAUGACCAGCCGAUCAAACGCUUUACGCCUCCAGGGUUUAUCGAGUACAAUCCUGAUACCGAGCUCAUCUUCCCCCCUUCUCUGAAGAAGCACGAACUACGGCCUCUCGCUUUUGGUAAUAAGAGGAAGAAGUGGUUUCGACCUGUUACUCUAGAGCAGCUUCUCCAGAUCAAGAGUGUGCACCCACAAGCCAAGAUUAUUGGAGGAAGUACCGAGACGCAGAUCGAGAUCAAGUUCAAAGCGUUGCAGUACCCAGUGUCGGUUUAUGUGGGCGACAUUCCCGAGCUGCGACAAUACGAGUUCAAGGAGGACCAUCUCGAAAUUGGUGGCAACGUUACCCUGACUGAUUUUGAGCAUAUUUGCGAGGAUGCUGUCAAACGAUAUGGACAGGAAAGGGCGCAAGUGUUCACGGGCAUACUCAAACAGUUGAAAUAUUUUGCUGGCAGGCAGAUCAGAAAUGUCGGAACUCCUGCUGGAAACCUGGCCACCGCUUCGCCCAUAUCUGAUUUAAACCCGGCGUUAUGGGGCGCCAAUGCAGUCUUGGUGGCCAAGUCAUUGGCUAAAGAGACGGAGAUUCCGCUGUCACAAUUCUUCACAGGCUACCGAAGGACGGCGCUUGCUCAAGACGCCAUCAUCGCAUCGCUUAGGAUUCCUGUUACUGCGGCCAAGGGAGAAUUCUACCGAACCUACAAACAGGCUAAGAGAAAAGACGACGACAUUGCCAUUGUCACUGCGGCGCUAAGAGUUAAGCUCGAUGACGACGGCGUUGUUACGGACUGUAAUCUCAUCUAUGGCGGCUUGGCUGCUAUGACUGUAUCGGCCAAGACUGCAUCAGAGUACCUAGUUGGGAAGCACCUUGCCCAGCUAGAGACGCUUGAGGGAACUAUGAGUGCUUUAGGAAACGAUUUUGAUCUUCAGUUUAGCGUUCCCGGCGGCAUGGCAUCGUAUCGAAAAGCGCUGGCACUCGGCUUCUUCUACCGCUUCUAUCACGAUGUCCUCGCUAUCCUUGGCGGGCAAAGCGAGCACGUUGAUACGCAAGCUGUUGAUGAAAUCGAGCGAUCUAUUUCGUUUGGACGAACUGAUCUAACCGCAGCAGCCGCAUACGAACAGGAGGUCACGGGCAAAUCGAAUACCCAUCUGGCCGCAUUGAAACAGACAACCGGUGAAGCGCAGUACACAGACGACAUCCCACCCCUGAGGAAUGAGUUGUAUGGAUGCUGGGUUUUGUCAACACGAGCACAUGCGAAGAUUAUAUCCAUCGAUUAUUCCACUGCUCUCGACAUGCCUGGCGUGGUCGACUAUGUGGACAGGCAAGAUGUGCCUUCCGACUCGGCUAAUAGGUUUGGAGCUCCCAAUUUCGAUGAACUUUUCUUUGCCGAAGGUGAAGUACAUACAGCCGGCCAGCCCAUUGCUAUGAUCCUCGCUACUUCGGCCUCCAAAGCCCAGGAAGCAGCCAGAGCUGUCAAGGUUGAGUACGAGGAUUUACCGGCUAUCUUGACGAUUGAAGAAGCCAUCCAGCACGACAGCUUCCAUCCAUUCUAUCGUGAAAUUAAAACAGGAGAUGUGGAAGAAGCUUUCAAGAACUGUGAUUAUGUCUUUACGGGAACUGCACGGAUGGGUGGCCAAGAGCACUUUUAUCUGGAAACCAAUGCAACACUGGUCGUCCCUAGCCCGGAAGAUGGAGCAAUGGAAAUCUUUUCCAGCACACAGAAUCCAAAUGAGGCACAAGCAUUUGCUGCUCGCAUCUGUGAUGUACCGGCAAACAAAGUUGUCGUCCGUGUAAAGAGAUUAGGCGGCGGCUUUGGUGGCAAAGAGACUCGAUCUAUCAUUCUCAGCUCUGCAGUGGCUCUUGCUGCCAAGAAGACCAAGAGACCAGUUCGCUGCAUGUUGACUCGAGAAGAAGAUAUGAUCACUAUGGGCCAGAGACACCCUUUCUUGGGCAAAUACAAGAUAGGUUUCACCAAGGACGGAAAGAUCCAGGCAUUUGAUGUCGACGUCUUCAACAAUGGUGGAUGGACCUUUGAUCUCAGCGCUGCUGUACUUGAGCGAGCAAUGACACAUGUUGACGGGUGCUACCGCAUCCCUAAUGCGUUUGUUAGGGGCCGUAUCUGCAGAACAAACACCGUCUCCAAUACGGCAUUCCGUGGCUUCGGUGGACCUCAGGGGAUGUUCAUCAUGGAGACUUGCAUGGAAGAAUGCGCAGACCGAUUGGGCAUCCCCAUUGACCGACUGCGAGAAAUCAACUUCUACGAGCCUCUUGGCCUGACGCACUUCAACCAGGCUGUCACGGAUUGGCAUGUCCCGCUCAUGUAUAAGCAGGUACAGGAAGAAGCAAACUAUGCAGAGCGCAAAGAUGCCGUAACCAAGUUCAAUGAGAGCCACAAGUGGCGCAAGAGGGGAAUGGCCCUCAUUCCUACCAAGUUUGGAAUCUCCUUCACGGCUCUUUUCCUUAACCAGGCGGGAGCCUUGGUACAUAUUUAUCACGAUGGCUCCAUCCUGGUGGCUCAUGGAGGCACUGAGAUGGGCCAAGGCCUUCACACUAAGAUGACCCAGAUUGCUGCACAAGCUCUACAGGUUCCUCUGGAUAACGUCUUCAUCUCAGAAACGGCCACAAACACGGUUGCCAAUGCUUCUUCAACAGCUGCGUCAGCUUCUUCUGACUUGAACGGAUAUGCCAUUUUCAACGCCUGCAAGCAGCUCAAUGAGCGACUAGCUCCUUAUAGAGAGAAGCUUGGCCCGCAGGCCACGAUGAAAGAGCUGGCUCAUGCUGCCUAUUUCGACCGCGUCAACUUGUCGGCCCAAGGCUUCUACAAGACCCCUGAGAUUGGGUACACAUGGGGAGAGAACAAGGGCAAGAUGUUCUUUUACUUUACACAAGGAGUGGCACUCUCCGAGGUAGAAAUCGACGUGCUAACCGGCACGUGGACCUGCCUCCGAUCAGAUAUAAAGAUGGACGUUGGCCAUUCGAUUAACCCGGCGAUCGAUUACGGCCAGAUCCAAGGCGCUUUCAUGCAAGGCCUAGGGCUCUUCACUAUGGAAGAGUCGCUGUGGCUACGAAACGGCGCCAUGGCCGGCAAUCUGUUCACGCGCGGCCCUGGAGCAUACAAGAUCCCUGGCUUCCGCGACAUCCCUCAGGAGUUUAACGUCACGCUCCUCAAGGACGUCGAAUGGAAAGAUCUGCGGACGAUCCAGCGCAGCAGAGGUGUGGGCGAGCCUCCACUAUUCAUGGGCAGCUCCGUAUUCUUUGCCAUUCGAGAUGCGCUCAAGGCUGCACGGAGAGACGCCGGUAUCGAAGCCAAGGUGGGAGAAGAUCAUGGCGAAGGGCUACUCAGGUUGGAAAGUCCUGCGACGCCCGAGAGGAUCAGAUUAAUGUGUGAGGAUGAGAUUAUGAGAAAGGCUCGCGUGACUCCCAAGGAGGGAGAGAAGAGCUUCUUUGUGGCGAUAUAAGUGCAUGUUGCAGUGCAUCAUAUCUGCAUAUGCACUCACUAUGUAGAUAUUAGCUGGGACGAUUUCUUUUGAUUGGCCCUUUUGUUUUCCCCUGCCCUUCUUGGCGUGCUCAUCGCUCGGCUAUGAUUCGAGGGCCAUUUUCGUCUCUACGUUAUGCCAAUCAUGUAUGUAGCGACCAUGUGAUAUUAGCGCUAGGAUUAUUGAUAUUAAAAAUCCGUUGUCUCUUG
Messenger RNA from Trichoderma asperellum CBS 433.97, 4707 nucleotides. RefSeq lists its product as uncharacterized. NCBI's taxonomy places the organism in Eukaryota, Fungi, Ascomycota, Sordariomycetes, Hypocreales, Hypocreaceae. Gene Ontology annotation, molecular function: xanthine dehydrogenase activity; 2 iron, 2 sulfur cluster binding; FAD binding. The record is from RefSeq and is a predicted model, not a curated record.